Merops nubicus (carmine bee-eater) is the source of this 2476-nucleotide messenger RNA. It is a transcript of the gene CFAP61, whose product is annotated as cilia and flagella associated protein 61. The record is from RefSeq and is a predicted model, not a curated record. Lineage: Eukaryota; Metazoa; Chordata; Aves; Coraciiformes; Meropidae.
AUGCGUGCUCGCUUUCCCCCUGCAGGCUGUAAGGUGACUCCAGUAACCUCCUCAGCAGGACAUACAGAAGCGGUCAGUGCCAGAAGAACAGAAUCGGAUGAUGUGUCAGACAUUAUUGGCCUUAUUAGCCAUUUCACAGAAGCAGUUUUUGGAAGGAUUGAUGUCACUUAUCUUUUAGAAAAAUCAAACCUUGCUUUGACACUCUGCAAUGAGAAGAAUGAGCUUACAGCCCAUGCAGUUUUCCUGGACUAUCCAAAUUGGAAUAUCACCGAUCAGUCUGAUUGGGAAUUGUUCUUGCAUGAAAACUACAGUAACACUAAAUGCACUCCUUUGAACACAUUGUUCAUGCAUCUUUUUGUGGCAAAAGAAGAAUAUGCAGCUGGAUGUGCACAAGAAAUUGUGAGGAGAGCUUUUAUCACAGUACCAGAAUUGCAGUUUAUACUUCUCUUCAUACCAGCUGAUGAGAAUUUAGAGCCAAGCAUGGGAAAUGUCUUUGAAAAGAUGGUGGCAGCUCCUGGUUCAGUGGCAGAUGUAAACUUUACCUUGCUUGUGUGCCCCAGACACCGGUAUCACCCGCAGCUGUACGUUCGCAGAGCAAGGUUGGAAGAUUAUGAUGAUCUCAUGCCAAUCUGGACACAUCAGAGUGAGACUCUGAAAGAAACCUGCAGAGAAUAUUGUCUUGCUGAUCUCAUAGAAUAUCAGGAUGAAGAAAAUCAGGCAGUUGUUUGUGAGGCUGGUGGCACUGCAGUAGGAUUCAUGAGCUUAUGUUCUCAAGUAAAUGUUUCCUUGCUUCAAGAGUGUUUUGAUCUAGGGCCUUUCCAUGGGCUCUGUAAACCACAUCCUGAAGAUAUUCUCAAAAUGCCAGAGAAGCCAAGCAUUCAAGAAGAUGAAGACAAAAGCAACCAAACAAGUCGAGAAGCAGUGUCUGCUACAUCUCAAAACUUUGAAGAUAUUCAUGACUGGGAUGCAGCUGUUCAGAGAGAUGGAGCCAUUGCUGCUCCCCAUGCAGAACUGUCAUUAGAUGAUGUCAGAGUCAAAGAUUUCAAAGCCUCAGGCACGCUUCUCCUUGAGACUGCAGAAGAGGGUGCUUUUCACCCAGUGUACAGGGGAGCUUCAAACGCUUUCUGCAUCCGUCUGUUUUGUAUUGAUGAGGAGCAUGAAACUAGAUCGCUGGAUUUUUUGCACUAUGUUUUCAAGCUUUUUCCGGACAGAGACUUCUGUGUCAUCCUUGUGCCACAUGACGUCCCAGAGUCCCACCUGGCCCGGAGCUUUGUGCGGGCUGUCCCGUCCCGCGCUGCCGGGCUCGGCCGUGAGCUCUACGUGUUCCACCGCGCGGGGCUGCUCAGGUCCUUUAAUGUAAGAAGGGCAACAACCAAUGACCUGCCUGGAGUUGAAAUGCUCAUUAAAACCCUUAGCUUGAAGAAAAGUAUAUUGAAUGACUUAAAGAUAUUUAUUGAGGCUCGCAGGGAUCCAGAUGGGGUCCCAGUCCAGGCUUUCGUAGCAGAAGUUUUGGAUCAGAUAGUUGGCAUUUCUGUCACGAGAGAUGAAAUGGAUAUUGAGUAUAUUCGGUCACAUUAUAACAUAGAGGAUUUCAUUGAUUGUAAUCACUACCAGCAAGAGGAACAUGGACAUCUUUACCACUUUGUCUUAAAUCCUAUAUUUCGUCACUAUACAAAGCACUUUCUAAAGGAGAUUCUUCGCUUGGCCCACAAAUCUUCUCUUUACUAUCCUGUUUAUCCACCGUAUAUCGAAGGCAAGAUCUCUGUCUCAUUGCAGAACCCCUGCGCCCAUUCCCUGACAUCUGCCCUUCAUUACAUGGCUCCCGUGCGGCCCAGACGACAGAUUGUCUAUCCUCUGGAAGAGCUUGGCAUGAACGCGCCGGCAGAGCAGGUCUCCAAGGAUCAGUUGAGUUAUUCUUUGAACCACAUAAAUCGAAAGCUGGUGAUGCAAUCUAGAAGAUCUAUCAACACUAGAAUUGUGGUGGUUGGUGCAUCCGAUGUUGGAAUCUCUUUUCUGGAAACACUCAUUUUUUGUCCAGAUCUCAAGUUCAACAAUCUGACCUUGAUUUCAAUUCAUGGCCUUCCAGGAAGAGACCUUCUGGGCUUCAAACAUAGAAGAUUUUUAAUUAACAGCCACUGUUUUAAUGAUGAAGAUUAUGCACAGAUGUCACUUUGUUCCUGGGUUAACGUUGUGGUUGGUAAAAUGACUGGCAUAAACCGCGCUGCCAAAUACGUAGUGGUUUCCAAGGAGAAGAAGGUGCCAUACGACCACCUUGUCCUCUGCACGGGGCAGAGGUACCAGGUAGCAGCCCCCACUGGAGCAGAUAUCAGCAAACUCCCAACUAACAGAGACGUCAUGAGUAAGUGGCCACAGAGAUACACAGGGAAGGUCCCUUCCAAUCAUUUUACUCUCAAUGACGACCAGGACUGCCUGAAGGCAGAGCGCUGGCUGAAAGAAAAUGCUCUCAGCUCGGAAG